Molecule: messenger RNA, 2016 nt
Organism: Branchiostoma floridae (Florida lancelet)
Lineage: Eukaryota; Metazoa; Chordata; Leptocardii; Amphioxiformes; Branchiostomatidae
Product: myosin light polypeptide 6-like
Exons: 7
Coding region: 120-584 (154 amino acids)
Cellular component (GO): myosin II complex
Molecular function (GO): calcium ion binding
Source: RefSeq, a predicted model, not a curated record
UAUAAAAAUCGCCAGGUGUCGCUCCUACUUGAGUUACAAUUUCCCCUUUGACCUCUCCAAUCCCGACAACCUUUACUACGUACUUCCGUUCUGACACCGCCCAGACUGCCGCAGCGAAGAUGUCUUACUUUUCGGAGGAGCAGAUUUCAGAGUUCCAGGAGGCCUUCUCCCUGUUUGACAAGAGGGGUGAUGGAAAGAUAGACAAGGGCCAGCUGGCCGAGGUGCUCCGGUCUCUCGGUCAGAACCCCACCAAUGCCGAGGUCAAGAAGGUCUCCGCAGAGUUCAGAGACAACUCCAGGAUCAGUUUUGAGGAAUUCCUGCCCAUCCUUGAGGCCUUUGCCAAGCACUCCAAGGAGGCGGGGUCCUUCGAGGACUUCGUGGAGGGUCUGAAGGUUUUUGACAAGGACGGCAACGGCCUGAUAGUGGGCGCUGAGCUGCGGCAUGUCCUCACAACUCUGGGAGAAAAGUUGACUGAAGAAGAAGUAGAACAGCUGGUGGCAGGACAGGAGGACCAACACGGCAUGAUUAACUAUGAAGAGUUUAUCCGAAUGGUUAUCGCAGAGAAUAACUUUAAGAGUUUGUAAGGAUGGUGGUGUCCAACUGAGCAACGCCAUGUUUGACGAGAACUGACGUGAUCAACUGACACAAACAGCAAAAUCACGGAAGAGAGGCCAGACCAGUCGACUUCUUCAUGAUAAUAGAUAAGAAAUGCCCUAUUAAGUAUUAGGCUUUGGCUUAUAAUUGAUAAACUAAUUUUGAUAAUCAAAUUGAUGAUCAAGUUGCUCACAUUUUAAGAAUUGAGCAGUGAGAAUUUUAUUUGGUCUAAAUGUUGACGUAAAUUGAAUUGUAUUUGUAGUCAAUCCUCAUAUAUUUUUUUUACACUUGUACAUGUAGAUGUACAUCUUCACUUGUGUAAAACAUUCCAAUUCCUUAAAACUUUGUGUGUUGAAUCUUGUAACAUUGUUCAGCUUUUCUAGACUUGACUGAUUUCUUGCCCUUUGGAGACAGUCUAUAAGACCUAAAGAUUGGCCUAGAGCGGAACUACGGAAAUUUAGCAAAUUGUGUCAGUCACAGAAGGCGCUCUCCCCAGGUUAACUAAAGCUGGACUGGUCUGGCUUCGGAAUGGUGCGAGACUUGAGGAAACGUACAUUGACCUUGACCUCCACUAUAGGGUGGCUUUAUGAAGACUAGUUUUGAUACCUACACAAGAAACUACAGUACAUACAUAAUCUCCAAGCAGAUCCUACUGUAGCAUAAGAUAGUAUCAAAAGCUGCCAGAGGAGUGAAGCCGGCUUAGGAGUGUGUUUCGCUACCUCUUGGCUGACUACACUCCUUGGCCAGUUUGGUACUAUUUUAUGCCAUUGUAGGAUCUGCUUGGAGUUUAGUACAUACAGUCUAUGUGUGAUGUACUAGGACAUAGUCAUUACGUAAGUGUAACUUAUGCAAAUCUGCUUUGAUAGCGUGCUAGAAUAGAGGUCUGAAAGUGGUGUACAACUUAAAGAAAAGGUUACCAUCACUGUUACAGGUGAUAGACCAUAUAUUUUAUUUACUUUCUUGAGGUCAUAGAUAAUAAUAGGCUUAUUAGGACUUCUCUUCUCGACGUUGUUCCAAAUGAAAACAUUGUGGUACUUGAAAGUGUUCCCUACUAGCAAUGUCACACUACGACUGCUGAAAUGAAAGGACGUACAUGUAAAUGUAUGUAUUUCCAUGCUGUAGCAUUACUGUUUGAGAUAAAAGAAUGUUCCCCCAGAUAUCGCAUUUUAAAAAUAUGUAUAAACCUUGACCUAUGACCUUAGGCUUUCACCUAUGAUCUAUGACCCUCCAGAUAAUGAAAUAUGACCUUCCUAUCAUGAACAAGGAUCUGUCUUGAAUGUGAAAGUUAUGCUAAUUAGCAGAGGUUGUACAUUGCAGUUUAUGCCGUGGCAACUUUCCUUGCUUUAAAUUUGCUCUGUGCUUAGCAAAUUGAAACAGGUGUGGUAGUUAUGUAAUAAAGGUAAAUAGUAAUCUUUCUAUGGA